UCGAUUCGAUGCAAGCUAGAGAGACGACAAGAAAGACGGGAAGGAAAUUGGAGAAGCCGGAGAGAGAGGGUUUAUUUUCUUCUCUGAGUUCUAGCUUUACUAUACGAUUCUGUUAUGCUGUUCAUUGAAUGAACAUAUUGUUGUUAUAUUAUUACAUCUAUCUAUGUUUUAUCAUUUCUUCGAACGAAAAGCUAAAGAAAUCUAUCUACCUAUAUCUAUUUCAUCGCGAGUGAUGCAAGGUGCCUCCAUUUUAUUAUACGACAAAUUUAAUACAAAUGCAAUAUUCUGAUUUAUGAACAAAAGUAGCAAACUAUUAGUGUCUAACAUGUGAUUACAAAUGUAAAUAUUUAAUUGAAUUUAUCGCACAAAAUGGACGUGAAAGGUUGUAAUCGUGGGUGUUAGUUGAUGUGACUAGUAUAUUAUUUGGUUUUGUUUGGUGAUAAUCUUUGUGCAUUCAAUGUUUUUACUGAAGAACAGCGUUAAUUAUAACUACGUCGUUUGUGCUGAAUAUCUUCCGUCAAGCAUCGUCUGUAGUUGCUGAAUAAAAUAUCACACCGUCAGCCAACGUCAUGGCGUCUUCGGAGAAAAUAUGGAAGCGUCGAUGAACAGAUUCGAGGAUUGAUAGAGGUCACACUCAUAAAAUGACCUGAAUCUCAUUGAGAUAAUUUAUUUUGUGAUACAUCGCCGCAUCUACGUAUACAUAAGGCCUAUUUUAUUAUAAAAUAUUAAUAUUAUUAUAUAAAUCGCAGAUAUCACUUUCCCGGGUUCCUCUAGUUAUAGUGUCAAUUAACUCAAAACCAAAGCCAUUUUCGUGUUAAAAAUAAAUAGAAAAAAAAACAACAAGUUAGGUUACUCUACCUCUAAAAAAGUUAAAACUCAAAAUAUAUUUUUGUCUAACCAAAGCUAGUCUAAGAUGUCGAACGAAAUGCCAAUUUAUAGUCAAAUAGUACCAAAAUCACAAUAUCGCGCGAAGAAUUCGAAGACAUCUUCGAAUCGCGCGCAAAAUUUGGCGCGUACAGACUUCGAUCCACUAAAUUACAAUAACGGUGGGAAUUUUCAAAUGAUGACACCCAUAGAGAAGGUAGAGAGGACAGAGAAAAAAGAAUCUAAGCGAUCGAGAGACGAGACAAGCAGAGCGAGGAGAACCCAAAAUAGGAACGAGGCGAGCGAGAGUAAAGUCGAGGCAUAUUUGAGGCAGAAUCAAGUCAGUAUGAGGCAACAACAACACAGACAUUCGGCUGUACGACAAGCGGAACACAGAGUUAACCUUCGAUCUCUACCAUUAAACGAUGUGGCAACACCACGAAGUCACGAUCGAACUCCAACAGAGCGACAUCGAGGCUUCCCCGAGCGAGAAAGCACGAGAGAACAUCGCCGUGAGAGAGAAAGAGACAGGGACAGGGACAAGGACAGAGAUAGAGAUAGGGAGAGAGAUAACUAUGAUUUCGAUGGCACACCAUUGAGCCCUAUAGCGCCAAGGACCCAUGAAAAGGAACCAACACGUCCCGUUCGCAAAUCUUCCUCUGCGCACAGAGUGAGCGAGACGUCAAUUUCGACCGAUAAGAGAAGAUUCUACUGUCGCGAGUGGGCAUUCCAGAAGAUAGCUCAUUGCUUGGAGCAGAGACCCGUUAGCAAGACUUGUGGAGCUCUUAUUUUGGGGGACGCGGGCAGCGGUAAAACAGCUUUAUGCCAAGAACUGAGCGAGCCAGGCCAGGGUCCUCAGGCGAGGCAGCAGAGAGCACUGAACAGACGACUGCUUGCCAGGCAUUUCUUACAGGGCCACAACGACAGCAGCCUACGACCGAGCGAGUUCGUCCGCUCGCUCGCUAUGCAGAUACUGAGUCACUCGUCGCGGCGAGCGCGCACGGCUAACGAGCAAGAGGCACAGUCCGAACAGCAAUCCGACUCGCAAACUAACAGGCGUAAUUCUGAAGAGGAGAAUCUAGUCAGCCGUUUCCGAGGACUCGGAGACGACGCCGAGGAGAGCUCCAAACCCCUGCUUGCUGAUAGUGAAGAUCAACGUACAGACGAGGAGGACGGUGGCAGCGGGCGCCGCCGCCGCACUAUUGACCGUUUGCACGAGCGCGCCGCCUAUAGAGACUCGCUCGCUGACGCACAGCUCAGUCGCGCUGACGAGGUACCCGAAAUCCUACCUCGUGCAAGCGUAAAACCAACCAACCCAUUCGUAAACGACGAAAAAGACCCAGACUUCCGCACGUAUGAAAAUCACGAAAAUUUAUUCCUACGGAAUAUUUCACAACGACAGUCUAAAGAGUUAAGAAAUUCUAGACUAUUGCGCCAAAGCUCUGAGCCAUUGACGGAGAAGAAACAAGUCGUAUUACAGAAAAGUCUGUCAACAGAACAGAAGAAUGAUAGUGCAAGCGAAACUGAUAAACCCAAGAUAGAGAAUAGCCCUCCAAAAUCACGGAUCCCAGUUGCUAACUUCCGGUACCCUAAUAAAAGUGAUUUGCGUUCAGCAGAAAAUUCUCCGAAAAAGACCGAUAAAGAAGAAAGAAAGGAAGAAGAAUUACCAGAAUACCAGAAUAUUGUUAAGCCUAAUUCAUCACCUAUUCAAGAUAACCAGACUCAUGAGUUGGAAGUGUUAUUGGAAAAGAAGAGGUCUCAAAACGAUGAUGUUCCUCCACCCAUACCUAGUCUACCUAUAAGCCCCAGGACUUUAAUAGCAAAUGCAUAUUAUGAUAAGCUAUUAUCAGAACCUGAGAUCCAACAGGCAUUAUUGCCUCACAAUUUGGAGAAGAACCCUGAUGAAUGCUUUAAAAAGGCGUUGCUGUUCCCAUUGUUAGAAAUAGAUCCGCCAAAGCAAUGUUUGUUCUUGCUUGUGGAUGCUAUUGACGAAGGAAAUGCUAAUGGUCAACCCCCAGAGGAUCGCGAAGGCGAAGGUGCUAGCACCGUUGCGGCGUUAUUAGCUCGUCAUCAACAUCUAUUCCCACAAUGGUUACUUUUGGUGUGUACUGCUAGGAGACACUCUAGGACCUUUACUGGCAUGUUUACAGGGUUCCGUAAGAUCUCCCUCGACGAACUGCAGCGUGCGCAUGUAGCGGCCGACGUGCAACGGUACGUGCUCGCGCGCCUCGACGCCGAGCACCGCCUGCGUGCCCGCGUAUCGAGUGACUCAGCGGCGGCAGCGGCGGCUGCGGCCGCACUUGACCAUCUGCGUAUCAAGAGCGACGGAUGUCUACUCUAUCUAGAAAAGGUAUUGGACGGCGUCGCGGACGGGUUCAUCGCUCUCCGUGAGAUCCGAGAGAUCCCCGGUACACUCAACGGGCUAUACCUCUGGCUCGCGCAGAGACUCUUCCACGGCAGACGAUUCACUAAGGUCCGCCUAUUACUGGAUGUGCUACUGGCAGCCCGUUGUGGUGUUACAGAAGAAAUGCUAUAUAAGUGUUUACUGACUAAAGAGUAUAGCGUUACAAGAGAAGAUUUCAACAGACGGUUACAUCUGCUUAGAAGGAUCCUGGUGAUGGAGCGGAGUACGGGAUAUCUGUCCAUCUUUCACCAUUCAUUCGCCAAGUGGCUGGUUGACGUGAAGCACUGUACACGCAGAUACUUGUGCUGCCCCGCAGAUGGACACGCCGCCCUCGCUAUGUACUACACACUUGAUGCUAAAAGGUUGAGCGCGCUCGAAAUACACAACUACAUCUUCCACAUGACAAACCUAGAGCAGCAUUUGAUGACUCAGAAGAAAAGCAAAAAUAACGACCAAUCGGAUGAAACGGUAGAUCUUCACACGCUGUUCCUGUUGUGGGUUCUGGACUCGGGUUGUGACGUGGAGGCCGCGCUCAAGAGGGAGAGCGACACUAUCAAGCAAUUGGAAGCCUUUGAAGCGCAGAAAGAUGAUGGCAAAUCCGAAGAGAAAGAAGCUGAUGCCGACUCUGAAGGGAAAGAAUCAUUGUCAGUUACAGGCGAUCAGUCGACCUUAGAGACGAUAAUGCCCGAGCUCAUAUCAGGAUCGGGCGGGGCGGGCUGGCCGCGGGAUCGCCGCGUCUUCAGGACUCUACUGGAGCUGAGUAGAUCUGACUCUGUGACCGCUGAGAGUGAUGCCGAGGAGAUACGAGCGCUGCUAAAUACUGACCAGCCGUUAGAAACGGAGGAGAGUCACGAGGUAAAUGAAGAUGAACAAGACGAGACGGAAUUGCUGGACCCGAACUUGGUGCACGAGCUUGCUGCUAAAGGGGACGAAGAAACUCUCAUAGCGUUAUUAAAGCGUGCCCCCGGGCUUGCUAACGCGGUGGACGGCGCAGGCAGCACGGCGCUACACGCGGCGGCUCGCGCUGGCCGCGCCGGCGCCGCUGCCGCGCUGCUACGCGCCGGGGCCGCCGCCGGCGCCGCCGACGCCGAUGGUUGGAGCCCGCUGCGCGCUGCAGCCUGGGCUGGACACACUGAGGUCGUUGAAGUAUUAUUGGAAUUCGGAUGUGAUGUGGAUUGUGUAGAUGCUGACAAUAGAACUGCUUUAAGAGCUGCAGCAUGGUCGGGUCACGAAGCAGUAGUGUCUCGGUUACUAGCGGCGGGCGCGAAUCCAGACAAAGCGGACGCUGAGGGCCGGACCCCUCUUAUUGCCGCCGCCUACAUGGGCCACGCUGAUAUAGUACGAGCACUGUUAGACGCAGGCGCAGAGAUCGAUCAUGCCGAUGAAGAUGGUCGUACUGCUCUAUCGGUGGCAUCGUUGUGUGCGACCGGUGCCGCCUGUGCAGCACUGCUGCUCGAGCGGGGUGCCGACGUCGCUAAGGCUGACAGAGACAACGCUACACCGCUACUCGUUGCCGCAUUCGAAGGACACACCGAGAUCUGCGAGCUGCUGCUGGAGGCGGAGGCGGACGUGGAGGCGGUGGACGCGGCGGGCCGCACGGCGCUGUGGGCGGCGGCGGCGGCCGGCCACGCGCGCACGCUGCGCCUGCUGCUGUUCUGGGGCGCCUGCGUCGACUCCAUGGACGCCGAGGGCCGCACCGUGCUCAGCACCGCCGCCGCGCAAGGUAACGUGGAAGUGGUGCGACAGUUGCUGGACCGCGGUUUGGAUGAACACCACAGGGACAACUCGGGAUGGACGCCACUGCAUUACGCCGCUUUCGAAGGUCACAUUGAGGUUUGCGAAGCAUUACUCGAAGCGGGCGCGAAAGUGGACGAAGUGGAUAAUGAUGGCAAAGGCGCUUUGAUGCUGGCCGCACAGGAAGGUCAUACCAGGCUCGUCGAGUUGUUAGUGGACGAGUGGGGUGCGCCGGUAGAUCAGCACGCCCACGAUGGGAAGACUGCGUUCAGGCUGGCGGCGCUGGAGGGCCAGUUCGCGGCGGUGCGCGCGCUGGUGGCGCGCGGCGCGGCCGUGGACGCGCUGGACGCGGACCGGCGCAGCGCGCUGUACGUGCUCGCGCUCGACAACCGCCUCGCCAUGGCGCGCUACCUGCUCGCGCACUGCGGCGCCGACGUCAACACCACCGACGCGGAGGGUCGGACUCCAUUGCAUGUAUCGGCUUGGCAAGGACAUACUGAAAUGGUCAAUUUAUUAAUAAAAGUUGGUGGGGCAGUGGUCGAUGGCCGUGACCGCUGUGCGCGGACGGCACUGCACGCAGCAGCAUGGCGGGGCCGAGCCCCCGCCCUACGUGCCCUGCUGCAGCACGGCGCCUCGCCCUCCGCUGUCUGCACACAGGGCGCCACGCCGCUAGGUAUAGCAGCACAAGAGGGUCACGAGGAAUGCGUGCUGUGGUUACUGCAACAUGGUGCUGAUCCGUUACAAGCAGAUCAUUGUGGCCGCACGCCGGCGAAGGUGGCGUGGCGCGCGGGGCACGCGAACAUCUGCCGCCUGCUGGAGCGCUGGACCGCGCCCUCCGCCCCCGCGCCGCCCCUCGCGGCCCCCGCACUCGACCUGCCGCCGCCCGCGCGCCCGCCCAGCGCUGGUUCUCCCGAGUACAAGCGUCGCAGCGUGCACAGUUCCAACUCUACCAAGUCGUCGUCCAACUUGACAGCUGGCUCGGCUCGCUCGCACGACCACCACGAGCACGCCGCCGCCGACCACGCGCACAAUACACACGAUAAGGCUAAUCGCGCAAAUCUAUCCCUCUCUUUCACGCAACAAGUAGCGCGAUGCGGAAGAGGGAGAAGAGAUAAAGAACGAGACAGUACUAUACCGGAGCAUCAUGUUGUAGAGAAAGACUCUAAAUUAAGGAGUUAUGCAGCGAAUGAGCGAGACGCCGAUAUCCGCGGGUACGCAUGCGAGCGAGACAGGAGGCGUGAGGAACGGCACUACAGCGGGUACGAGCGGGACAACAUGAGUCCGCUAUAUGCGUCACCUCCAAGGAGCCCUGUCAGCGACAUAUGCAGUCCCACGCAGCCCAUACAAGCUUUUGGGUCUCAACCUCCGAGUUUAACCAAUCAGCCCAUACUAACAGACACGCACUUCAACCGGGACACCCACAUGCGAAUAAUCCUGGGGAGAGACAGCAAGCCGCAAGACAGGAGUGACAGAGAGGUGUACACAUCGAAGGGUCGCCUAGCAUACAACCGCAUAGUGGGCAGUAUCGGACGAGCGAGAGGCAGGAUAUUUAAGAAAACUAAGAGCAAGAGGAACGGUAUAGUCACAAAUCCGGCCAUGAGACUCGUAGCAAAUGUGCGAAAUGGACUAGAUAAUGCUGCGGCCAAUAUUCGGCGCACCGGCGUAGCUUUGGCAGCCAGUGCCAGUUCCGCAAAUCCCGCAGUCAAAACGAACGCUUUUCAGUGGAGGAAAGAGACACCACUAUAAUACAACCUAAGGUAGAACGAAAUGGAUAAACGACCGCUCCGAAGAGCGUGGAUACAUUUCCAAAUAUUUGGAUGCAUGUCCAGUGGGUGGCUCCAAAGAGUCCAAUAUUGGAUUGCGUCCGUGGUAGAGAUAGGGAAUAAUUUGCAAUAAUAAAAAAUGAUAAAUAUUUGUUACUAAUAAGGUAAUUAUUAUAAAAAGAAAUUAAUCUAUAAAAAUAAAUACUAAUUAUUAAAAAUUGGCAAUAUUUAUUGAACUAUAAAUAAUAAAUAUAUAAUAGAAAUUAUUCGAAUAAUAAUUAUGUACUUAUUCAUUUAACAUAAUAAUAUUAUUUACAACCUGUUUUUGAUUAAAACAUUUCAACCUUACACAAUAUUUUAAAGUAGUAGUCGGUUUAGUUUACAGAUCCAACAUAAUCGUGUCUAUAAAAAUGUACGUUUAAAAUAUUGGAUCCAAAAUUGGACGAUUGGAGCCAACCUUUGGACAGUCGAGUAGACACGAUGCAAAAACGAACGCUUAACGACUGUAAUGAAUAUUUUUAUUUUUUUAUGACUAUUCUUUUUAUAUUUGUAUACGACAUAAAAAUCUUGAUAUCAUUUUUGUUUAUCACUUUUGUACCUGAUUAUACAUUAUUUAAUUUCAGUACUUAAGAAUAUGUACAAAAAUAUAGUUCAAUUAAACUAUUGUGUACAUUUAUCGGCUCAAGUGGUAUUGAAUUCAAUACUCGGAUGAUGCGAAUGUGUGUUAUUAGUGCUUUGUUUGAGAUCGUUAUAAAUUAUAAUUUUAACCAUAUCGAUCGAAUUAUUUAUUAUCUUUCAAUAGUAAGAGGAAAGACGACAAAAGCGUUUCAAUCUGUUUAUUAAGAUUUCCAAAUACAAAGAUUUAAAAAUAUUUUUAAAGAAUGUAAUAUAGGAUUACAGUCUAUAGUUUAAAAACACAAUAGAUGGCGCUUAUCUCAAGUUUAAAUUCAUUAUGUAAUUCGAGAAGUCAGUUCGGAUACCUAAGAGAACGGAUUCAAGAUCUUUUUAUCUAUAAUAAAAAUAACUUGCGUCUAUAAUCCCUAAUGGAGCGGUCAGUGGCAUGUGUCGAUUGUUACCAUUGUCGGUUUAUAUAAUAAUAUAAUGUAUUUCAGAGGUACAUAAGUGUUAAACAAAACAACGAAUAUUUUUUUUUUAUUGUAUAAUCUCGAACAUCACUGUAGAAGCAAUGUAUUAAACAAAUAUAGCAUACAAUUGUAUUAUUUAGAAAUUAGUUUGUACGAACAAUUAUAUUUAACUGGGUGAUGUUUUAAAGAGUGUUUGUUUAAAAUUGUAACGUCCUAUCACAGUUAAAGGUGCUGUAUAAGGGUGUUUAGUAAUUUUAUUUUGGUCAGUAAUCAUUUAACUAAUUGAUGAUUAAACUAAACUAAUCGAUCGAUUAGUUUAAUAUUUAAAUUAAAGUUAGACUAUGAUUUUUGUAUUUACAUAUAUAAGAAGAAGAGAAACACAUUAUAUCGUUUAGAAGUUUAAAAAUGGGCAAAGAUUUCUGACCAAAGUAAAAUGAUAUUAUCAAAUUGAUUUUGAAUAAUAAAUCAGUAUUAAAUAUUAUGCAUUCAAUAUUGUAUCUUCAAAGUGAAUAGUACAAUGAUAAAGAAGCCUGAUCUCAAGUGAACAAAGCUGUAAAGUUUUUUUUUAUUAGAGAAAAAAAUUUUUCGUAGCUAAAUUUAGACGUAUAAUGCAUUUAAUAACAUGUUUGUAUAUUGGUAUAUACUAGUCUCGGGACGUGCGUACGAUUUCGUCAGCAAGUUAAUUUUAUAUUAAUCAUCAUUUUUUUUUUCAAUCAUUCAUGUUGAUGGCUCUAUUAAUUCAUUUAUUUUUUCUAUUUUCCACUUUCUUUUUUAAUAUUGUAAAGCGCAAUGGUUAAUUGUAAUAAAAAGAGGAACAUGUAUUUAUUAUUAUUUCUUUAAAGACUUCCUUUCCUAUAUGGUAAAGGUUGUUUAACUGGUUCAUGUUUAUCUAAUCUACUUUUUAACGAUUGAUAAAAAUAUGAUCAGUUUGAGCAAAGAAAAAUAUAACUUGUCAAAGUUACAGAGUGGACCUUGUCUUUUUAUUUUUGUCUGCGUUUUGGAAUUAUUUUGAAACUCUUUUGAAACAAAAAAAAAAUAAACAUUUUAUUUUAAUGAUUCUUAAAAGUUUUUUUUAUCAUUUAAAAUUUUAUCGCAGUAUGAAACGAAUUAUUUCGUAAAACGUACCAUUCGGAUACUUUUUGUUAAAUAAAAAUAAAGUGUGUCUUAAGUAGGGGGAAAAUUUGCUGCAUGACCACCAGAUUUGUCGACAUAACUUUUUUUUAUUAUUAUUAUUAAACGAAAUCUACGCAGUCUGAAUGUAAUGUCUGCACAAAUAUAUUGGGAUAACGUGACAAGUAUGUAACAUAGUGUAGUUUAUGAAGUUUUUAAUAUGGCAACACCAAACGACGACGACGAACGCUCAAAACCUUAGAGUCUAGAGCCGAAAAAUAUUGCGAACGAAUGUGUGUUUGUGAAAAUUACAAGUGGCUUGCACUAGCUUAUAUGUUUUGCAUAUAUUAGCAAGUGCUUCCAAAAUUAUGGGAGAAUGUGAAUGAAUAUAUAUAUAUGUCAACACUAAUAUAUAAUUAUAUCCAUCUUCAGGUUUAGUCCCACAUGGGGUAGGCAGAGAGAAUACGUAAUACGUAAUAAUAAUCGAUAUAAUACUAUUUAUUGCUUAUUAUAAAUUUAAAUUAUAAGUCAGCAAUCGAUGUAUCAGUUUAACGUUCAGAGGAUUUUUUUUUUAUGAAAAUUAAAUCAAAUUGAGCUCUCUUGUUUGAGUGAAGAAUUUGUUUUUUGUUAUUCAUACAGCUGAAGGAAUACAAUUUUUUUUUAUUUUUAUUUAUGACUGGCAGGCUAAUAACCUUAUAUUAAUUAGUCAUGUUUUCAAAUGUAUGGUGCAAUGAUUUCCCACUUUUGUUUAAAGAAAAAUACUCUUGAAGUUAGAGUCAAAGGAGGUUGUGUUAUGUUUGAAUUAGAAUAAAAAUGUAUUUGCUUAUGGAACGUUGGACAAUCGCCAAAAAAUCCGGUAAUGACAGAUAUAGGUAUGUAGUCAGUUUUCAAUAUCAUAAUUGUUUUUAAAUAACAGCUCUUUGAUUUAGUCAAUUGAUAGCGAAAUAUUAUUUUUUAUAUUCCAAAACGGCAUUUAUUAGUAAGACUUUCGAAUAACUUCUCCUCCAUGAUGUAAAUGAUAUAGAUUAUGAUUUAAUUUCCAUUUAACAUAGCGUGUAAUGUAAAGACUUAAUAAUGUAAUUAGUAACGUACUAGCCACAGUAAUCGAACAAAUGCGUGUAAAAAUAUUUCUUUUCUGUAGCUUGCCGCGUAAAUGUGACUUUAAAUAUCACAGGACAUAUUACACAGCGCCAUCUAGCUCCACUAAAUGAAGCAGAGUUUGUACUAUAGGUACUAAACAACUCAUAGAAAUACUUUUUUUUUCUAAAUACACUUUUUUUUAAUACCUUUGUUGGAGCAUUAUCACACUUUAGUUUCGUGGUUGGGCCAUUGUGUGUUACGGUUAGAGUGUGGUUAAUCCAUCCAACCUAAACUUUUCCAGAAGAUCACUGGGAUUGCCACUAGAAGGCAUCCCGGUAUUCUAAAGAUCUGCUCCAGUUUGUCGAUCACGCUCCAGUGUAAAUGUAAUAAUAAUAUUAAAUUUCUAAAAGAAUUGUUACCAGUGUGAUUAAAUGUAAAUCUGACUUUAUUAAUAAUUUAUUUAAAUACAAUAUUUGCCUUUCGUCGAGUUCAGUAGGCAGUUUCAGCUGUGAGAAACUGGCAACACACUCAGAUGUAACUGCGAAAAAAAUUUGUUGUGAAGUAUUAUAAAAAUAAUCUAUAAUAAUUCAUUGUAUAUUUAAGACAUACUAUUAAAUUUUAUUUACAGAGAGUUUAUACCUAUAUAAAAGCAAAAAUGUUUACAAAGUCGAUUAUCACAUUUAUGCGGCAGAGUCAUUAUGAAGUCAUUACGAAAUUAUAACAAAAAAAAAAUUAGAAUUGAAAACAAAUUCUCAAUGGGUAGUUGUGGUAGUUUUUUGGAAUUAUUAGAUAUAUAAAAAAUGAAUGAUUGAAAUAACGCGAGGCUGAUAAAGAAACGAUGUGUCCGUUUUAUUUUUUAUUUUUAAUCUAGUGUUUCUGAAACAUCGAUAUUUAUGUAGACUAUCGAUAAAAAUACUAAAAGUCAUAAUAGAUAUUGUAAAAAAAUUACGUUACGUCUUUAUAAUGUGUCGCUUUUCAUUAGCUUUAUUAAUAAUAGAAAAUGUGUUAAUAUUAUUUUAUUAAUAAUGUAAUUGUUAAUUGGCAAUCAAGAAGUAUUUUUUUUGUAAUUUUUUUCUAAUUUAUAUGUAUUAUUAAUAUCGAUUAUACCAAUUAAUCGAUAAUUAUUUUGAUGUUUGUUGAACAUCACUAUAUCGCGUGUCAUAUAUUGAGGCUAUAUAUUUAAAUAUUAAUUGGCAAUGAAACGUAUACAAAAUAUAAAGAAAAGCAAUUAAUGAUAAUGUACGAAUGUUCUUAUAUUGUAUCGUAUAGUGAAGUUAAGCUGUGAUCAAACGAACGCGGUAAAGUACAGAACGCGGGACAUUCUGCCAUUUAUAAUUCGUUUUAGUAUAUUAUCAUUUAAUACUGUUUUUUUGAUAUAAAAUGUGACAAUAAUACAUGAAUUAUGAACUAUUUGUACUAACUUAAUAUCUGUGUUGAUGUUGCAAGGUAUAGAGAUAGAGGUAUAAUAAAUAAUGACGAAUACAAAAUAUUUGUUGUCCCGCUGCUUGUUCAUAUCCGCGUCGGUUUGGUCAAUGCUUUGCCAGAUAUUAUAGUGAUAUUUACUUUAUAUUGUAAUCACGAAUCAAUUCUUGCUAUAUCGAGUCAAUAGUUUAGUUAUUUUAUGUGGUUUAUGGUAUUGAUAGAGUUUUUUAUUAGGUGAUACUAUUGCACAUUAAAUAUAUAUAAUUGGUGUUUAUUUUUUUUGCAACCGUACAAUUAUACUUAUGUUUUAUUAUAAAGUUAUUAUCUGAAUUUGAAUACUCUAAAAUUACCUUCGAGCGAAAUGGGACGUCAAUUGUUAAAAAUAAAAAAAAUAAUAAAAACUAGUCAUUAACAUCAGAUCAUGAAUAGUUUUUUUUUAUAUAUAUAUGUUCAAUAAGUUGAAAAAAAUUUCAGAAAAUGUUGGUUCAUAUCUAUUUUAUUUAAACACCAUUAUUCAGAAUUCUCCAGGUCAUGUUAUUUUUACAAUUUGUAUUGAUAUUUUGUAAUAUAAUAUGUAUGUAUACGUUUUCUACAAAUUAGUUUAUGUAUAUUAACCAAAAUGGUGGCCUCUUUCAAUGAUUCUGACAACGAAUGUAUAUCUAUUGCUAGUCUGUUAACAGAUAUCUUAGUAACUACUGGGUAAAGACGAGCAUAUUUGCUAAUCUUGUAACUUUUACUUUAUCCCCCCCCCCCCCUUUAGAAUAAAAACGUGAAGAACAUCAUUAUCUUCCUACCCUUAUCCUAAUUAGUAAUUGGUCGGCGUAAUAUGUUUUUAUCCAUAUUACAAAAAGAUUUGGCUUUUAGUUUUAUGACCGGCCGCCUGCCUGACGUCAACCCUCUUUGGGAAUACAAACGUGAAGAUAUUCUAUUUAUUUAGAAGUUAAAAUUGCAGUACUCUUUUACCCCAUUUAAUUAGUAAUAGCCAUAACAUUUAGUUCUGGUAUUCCUAUUUAUGCACACAAGAAUAAUGGUUUGUCUAUUUUUAGAAAAGCCUUUGUGGUGAGAUACUCUAUCUAGGUCUUAUUAGUCUGUGUAUCCUUCAGGUCUAAUCUUGUAUUUUUUUUUAUACAGCGAUAUAUGCUUUCUUUCUCUGAUACUCAUUAGUGAUGAGUACGUGUAAAAGAGAUGCACUAACGCUGAAACGAAAGGAAGGUGUAUUAAUUUAUGUUUGUUUUAUUUAAUUACAAAAAAUAAUGUAUGGAAAUUUUAUAUAUUAUAAAUUCUAUCAAAAUCGUAAACCAAAUUGUCCGUAGUUUUACAUCGAUGCUUUAUUGUGUAUAUAAUUAAAUAGUAUAACAAUAUUUAUUUAUUGAAUCACGCCCAUGUAAAACUGUCUUUUUUUUGGACAUUUAAUUUUUAUACUUUUUCGACAAAAUGAAUUAAAUGAAGUAAAAAAGGGCUAUUUACAAUGUGUACUUUUGUCUACUUUUUUUUUUUUAUUAAGUUAGACGGCGUAACAAAUUUUGAAUGUCCAAAAAAAAAAGCGGAUUGGGUUUAGUUUUUGUUUUGUAUUUUGCGUGUGAGUUUGGUGGCAUUGUGAUGUAGCUGUAUAGAUUACGGUGAAUUUGUACGAAUAGUGUAGUGAGUGCAGUACGGUAUAACUGUGUUGUGAAGAAAUAUAUUGAAAUAUAUAUAAUUUCUCUUAAAA
Messenger RNA from Galleria mellonella (greater wax moth), 13170 nucleotides. Its product is annotated as ankyrin repeat domain-containing protein 50. Gene Ontology annotation, molecular function: protein binding. NCBI's taxonomy places the organism in Eukaryota, Metazoa, Arthropoda, Insecta, Lepidoptera, Pyralidae. The record is from RefSeq and is a predicted model, not a curated record. Gene Ontology annotation, cellular component: ciliary inversin compartment. The transcript has 39 exons. Bases 914 to 6748 code for a protein of 1944 amino acids. Gene Ontology annotation, biological process: protein localization to ciliary inversin compartment.